UUGAUAACGUCGAUCGCAGUCCAUCCAACGCUUCCUCAUAUGGUCUGCACAACGUCGAGGGAUUUCACCGCUCGAAUUUACGAUCUCACACAAUCUCCAGAUCAAGGGAUUAAUCAUAUACCUGGGUCGCACAAAGCAACCGAUCGUUUAUAUGGAGCACCUCAUGGCUUAAGAAUGGUAGAAUCUGAGGGCAAAGGGAUUGGUAGGUGCACUGUGGUUCUUAUGGGAAGUGAAUCUGGAGGGCAUGCAUCUUCAGUCCUCGGCGCUGCUUUCCAUCCCUCUCUGCCACUGAUUGCUACUUGUGGGCUGGAUCAUGCUGUCAAAAUCUGGCGUCUUCCACUUUCCGUCGAUGAAAAGCAGCAUAGGGAAGACAGGCCCGUCUUCAGUAGUAGUCGAAUUCACAAAUCUCGGGUUUUGUCCGUGGCUUGGCUAGAUCAGGAUAUCCUGCUUACACACAGUGCGCCUGUCUUGGUGCGAGAGGAGAUCGGUGAAUCAGUAGAGUUUCAUUAUGAAGAUGGAAUAAUGGCCGUUUGGUGCUGGCUAGGGCUCGAUCGUUACCUGCCCCCGGGUCAGCCUUGGAGCGAGAAAUCUGUUCCAGGUUGCAAAUCGGAUUAUCGAGAUAGUUUUUCGUUCAAAAUGCUGGCAAGUGCUUCUCUUCCUCAAGAAACACGCGAUCUCCGUGUUUAUCGGAUGCCCACUCGUGAUCCCCUGGUGAUAAUCUCACUACCGAGCUCAAUUCGACUAGUCAAUGUCAUUCAUCUUCCAAAACGCAAAGUCCAACCCUUUCCUCUCGAUAAGGAUGUACUGGCUGAAGCCACAGCACGUCAACUCGACGACGGGGAGGAGGAUGAGGUUGUUUCUGUGAUGGGCGCACAGAACAGCAAGCCUGCAAUGGUUGAAGGCUGGGAGAUCAGGGUUCCGAAUUUCACCCUCGAAUCGCCACAGCAAGUGCAGCACUCGAUAAUGGGUUUGAAUGGGUCCCUCCUUGUUGCAGCUGGUUCCAAGGGAACUGUUUGGUUUUGGCAGACGAAAUGAUCACCAUACUUCGAUGUCAACAUGGACCUAUAACCAUUCUCACAUAUAAAGGUCCAACAUUCAGUUAACACGUGGGUCGAUCAUGACACUUGAUACUUACCAUUUACUAUCUUGUUUUACUCUACAUUGUCUUGAUAUCUUAGGCCAAGUGUAUAACAAAAAUUCACUUCUCCCCUGGCUGGCAGAGCUAAGGGUUUUUUUUUU
This is a messenger RNA of Serpula lacrymans var. lacrymans S7.9, 1239 nucleotides long. RefSeq lists its product as uncharacterized. Lineage: Eukaryota; Fungi; Basidiomycota; Agaricomycetes; Boletales; Serpulaceae. Gene Ontology annotation, molecular function: protein binding; nucleosome binding. The transcript has 6 exons. Gene Ontology annotation, biological process: negative regulation of transcription by RNA polymerase II. Gene Ontology annotation, cellular component: ESC/E(Z) complex. The record is from RefSeq and is a predicted model, not a curated record. Bases 40 to 1035 code for a protein of 331 amino acids.